UGCCAAUAAUCAGCUGCCCAUUUUGGCUCGAUUUGAAUUAAAUAAGCGGGAAAAUAAUCCAUUUUAAUAUGGUUUGUAUGUGGAUUGUAGUUUAACGUAUGGGAAUAAAAAAUGGGAUAUGAAGUAGGGGAAAGUUUGAAAGUUGUAUUUCAGGCUAUAGAAGAGAGAUGCAGCAGGCCUGUACUUUAUGACCAGUACGGGCUAGAAAUGCUGUUGCGGAAUUUAAGCCCCAUUGAGCAGUUGUUGGUUGCACGGAAUUUCUGCAAGUUGCCUUGGAAUAUAGGUAGUCUGCGUGCUUUAGCAGUGCUACAAGCUUCUAAUGUCCUGACAGCAAGCAACUAUGUACUCAGCCAGGAAAAUGUUGAAGAGCUGCAAUUUAUUCUAAAUGAUUUUCUCGAAGCUGAAUUUGAUUUAAUCCGCGAGUUAUUUGUUGCCGCCCAUUAUGAUAAGAAUAAUGGAAUAAGAUUGAAUGAUGUUCUCGAUGAGUGCCUUCGCAGUCUCUAUACUGAUUUAUUACAAAAUCCCAAAAUAAAUGAUCUGAAAUACUUAAAUAGUAUUACAAGGCAUGCUCCAGGUGAUUUUGUAAUCAGUUUGAUCCAAAAGCAUAUACGCAUUGUUUUAGAACUACAUAAGAGCAAUACUAAGUCAGCUUUUGCUAGUUUUACAAACUGGAUAAACGAAGGCGUGGACAAAAUUCAUUUUACGAAGCGGUUGUAUAACAAUUUACUUCGAUGUUCGGAACAGGAAGCAGUUUCCUAUCUCUUUAAAUUGUCCACGUUUGAACAUUUUAAGGAGUGGAAGUUUUACUUUAUUUUGCUACAAACUGUUGCUAGUAACUGCACUCACGAAAGCGCUGUGAGCAUGAGAAAAUACUUCAAAGCUCGACUUGUUGAACUAGCUGCAAUUCCUUCUCGGGAGGCUAUGCUUCAUUUACUACUGUCUGUUCGUGCUGCAACUGCCACAACAAUGGAUAUUGAUAAGAAUAUUACUGCAUAUGCAGAUUGGUAUAAACAAAACAUUAGUGACAUGAAAUUCAUUCUAAAAGUGGAAGAAUUCCAAACUAUAAUCGAUCUUUUGGAGCAAUGUAUACCUUACGAAGCUACUGAAGAUUAUAUAGAGAUUCAUGCCACUUUCGCAAUAUCCCCGCAUGUUCAUUGUGGAAAAUUGGUUCAAAGUUAUAAAAGCAAGUGUAAAAUGCAAUUGGCAAAAAUAAAGGCGGCGACAAAAGGUUGCAAUGAGAAUGAUAAAAGCAUACUUAUCGAAGAUAGUGAAUAAAAACAAAACAUCAUUUUAAAUGCAAG
Molecule: messenger RNA, 1301 nt
Organism: Anastrepha obliqua
Lineage: Eukaryota; Metazoa; Arthropoda; Insecta; Diptera; Tephritidae
Exons: 9
Coding region: 112-1275 (387 amino acids)
Source: RefSeq, a predicted model, not a curated record